GUGUCUGUGUGUGUGUAGGUAUGCAGUCACACCCUCCCUUAUAAGUUCAUUACUAAGGUUUCUUUUAACAAUCAGCAGAGAGAGAGAGAGUCUAAAAAAAUCAUUAUAGAGGAAAAAGAGAGAAGCGGAGGAGAAACUGCAAACUGAAAUUGGAUUUCUGGUUGUAAAGAGGAGCAUCGGAAAGAGAUUUAACUGCGGUUGUGUGUCGAUGGCCAGGAUUGGAGCAGGUUCAACUUCAUUCCACAGUGAAGACUUAAUGUCCAUCUAUACCAUGUCCAUUCCUGUGGACUUUCUGUCUGAGGAGCAGUUCUCCUGCUCCAUUUGCCUGGAUGUGUUCACCAACCCCGUAUCUACACCAUGUGGCCACAGCUUCUGCCUGUCCUGCAUCACGUCAUACUGGGAUAGCCGGGGCAAGAACUGCAUCUGUCCACUGUGCAAGGAGAGCUUCCGCAAACGUCCUGAGCUCCACAUCAAUCACACGCUCAAGGAGAUCACAGAGCAGUUCAAGUGCAUGGCUGAGUGCUCUAAAAGCUCUGGGAUCUCCACCAGUACCCAAGCUGCAAGCUCUCACUCUCCUCGUACCUCGGAUAGAAAGACUGCUACAUCACCUCGACCUGGAGAGCUUCCCGGAGGACUGCUAAAGGAAAUGAAGAGCAGGUUCCAAAGGACAUCGUCUAGCGGGAACUUGUUGGAAGUGGCAGCGCCAUCUUCACCACCACCUCCAUAUGAGGCCAGCAGGAGGAGGUUCAGCGCGAGCGGGUUUGGCCCAGCGAGUUCCACCGCACCACAGUGUAUCAAGCAUGGACUUCACCUGGAUAUGUUCUGCAGAAAUGACCAGACAUGUGUGUGUGCGAUGUGUGCUGAGGGAGACCAUCAUGGCCACUCUGUGGUGCCGGCCCGGCGUGAGAUGACCGUUAAGAAGUCUGAGCUGGGGAUCAUGGAGGCGGAAGUGCAGAAUUUAAUCACAACCAGAGAGAAGAAGAUUGAGGAGAUUCAGAUGUCACUUACAGACAUACAAGCCAACGCACAGCAGGAGGUGGAGAUCACGGUGAGCCUGUUCCGUGCCUUGGUUAAUUCCUUGGACAGAGCUCAGGCAGAGGUGUUGGAGGUCGUGGAGAUGGGUCGUGCUGCUGCGGAACUUCGCUCACAGGCCUUGAUCCGGGACCUUCAGCUGGAGAUCAGUGAACUAAGGAAGAGGAGCAGCACACUGUCUCAGCUCUCUCAGUCUAAUGACCACUUCAGCUUCUUCAAGACGUAUUCGUCUCUCUCUACCGCCCAACCCGAGAAAAGCCUGACCGAAUUGACUUUGACCCCUGAACCCACAACUGGCAUGGUCCUUAAAAACGUCACUCAGAUGGUGGAUAAGGUCCAGGAGGACCUGAGGAAGCUUCCACAGAUGUGUUUGUAUUCUGCGGCAGAAUCACCUGUAAAACAACAAUCUCGACUUUGGAAGAUGCAGGACCAUGCAUUGAACGUGACUCUGGAUCGAGACUCUGCCCACCCGAGACUGAUGAUCUCUGAUGACCUUAAGCAGGUGUACUGCAGUGAUCGUUAUAACGCCGUGAUGGACACGCCCGAACGCUUCGACCGUGUGGUGUGUGUGCUCGGCAGCCAGGGCUUCAGCUCAGGACGUCACUACUGGGAGGUCCACGUGGGUGAGAAGACAGACUGGGACGUAGGCGUUGUUAAUCGCUCGAGCAACCGCAAGGGGAAGAUCUCGGUCAGUCCGGCUAACGGCUACUGGCUCCUGAGUCUGCGGGACCAGCACGAAUACGCCUUCCGUUCCAGUCCGCUGAUUCCGAUUUACCUGAACCCCAAACCUCAGAGGGUUGGGAUUUACAUCGACUAUGAAAAAGGACAAGUGUCUUUCUAUAACGCUGACACCAUGACACUUAUUUUCAGUAACGUUUACUUCUUUACCGAAACCUUAUAUCCAUGUUUCAGUCCCUGCACCAACAAAUCUGGCAAAAACAAGGCUCCUUUAGUCAUUUAUUCCAUCGCUCCGUCUGAAUGAAUGUCACUGACCAUCUUCAUGAACUUGAGAGUGAGAAAUGGACAGCGGUACGUUGUAUAAGCGAGCUAUAUUAGAUAGCUCAGAUGAAGUGGAUUUGUUCUGUCAAGUGUUUUUAUUUAUCACAUCAGAAUUCCUUGUUGUUAGUGACGAUCUUAAGGAACUUGCUAGCUAAGCGUACCUUGUUGUCUGUAGAUAGUUUUUCCUGUGCUGCCAUAGUCCAGCUCUGCAUGCUGAGAUGUUCCGCAGCCGCUAUGAGAUGUGUAGAGAGGACAUGGAGUGUCUCUGCUCUCUAUGCUCACAGUGAAAUACUCUCUCACUUCUGACUGAUCCGGUGCUUCGUGCUCACAGUGACGGAAGUUCACGUUCACGUACGACUUUGUGUGCUGAGGUCCUCAAUAUUAACAUUUAAACAGGUUUCUUUCUGUCACGCUGUAUCGCUGUAGUCAGGUAUGGGAGUACAAUAUCUAGGAAAAGUUGCAUUUUUUGGAAAUUAGUUUUCAUUAAAAGAGACCUCUUUGUGUGUGUGUGUGUGUGUGUGUGUGUGUGUGUGUGUGUGUGUGUGUGUGUGUGUGAAUAACAUUUUAUUGUAUUUUACAACUAUAAGAUGCUUCACUAUCUCUACCUUCUGUUGUAUCUCACUUUUCUAAAUAUAUAUAAAAUUUAAU
Molecule: messenger RNA, 2679 nt
Organism: Silurus meridionalis
Lineage: Eukaryota; Metazoa; Chordata; Actinopteri; Siluriformes; Siluridae
Gene: btr01
Product: bloodthirsty-related gene family, member 1
Exons: 9
Coding region: 209-2014 (601 amino acids)
Molecular function (GO): protein binding; zinc ion binding
Source: RefSeq, a predicted model, not a curated record